Drosophila bipectinata is the source of this 1283-nucleotide messenger RNA. It is a transcript of the gene Nmdmc, whose product is annotated as NAD-dependent methylenetetrahydrofolate dehydrogenase. Lineage: Eukaryota; Metazoa; Arthropoda; Insecta; Diptera; Drosophilidae. Gene Ontology annotation, biological process: tetrahydrofolate interconversion. The record is from RefSeq and is a predicted model, not a curated record. Gene Ontology annotation, cellular component: mitochondrion. Gene Ontology annotation, molecular function: methylenetetrahydrofolate dehydrogenase (NADP+) activity; methylenetetrahydrofolate dehydrogenase (NAD+) activity; methenyltetrahydrofolate cyclohydrolase activity.
GCUUAAAUGAAAGCUUUUAUCCAAAAAAAUAAAUAAAACAUCAAGUCUUUGGUCUUGACAACACGUGCGGGGGCAUAUCCAGAUCGGUGGAUAUAUAUAUUGCCAUUGUGUCGAGAUCCAGCAAUCAGUUCAGUUCAAAGUGUUCCUGUUGGGAUAAUUUGUAUUUUCAUACAAAGGAAAUCACCUCAAAACAACAUGGCUCAAGUCAUCGAUGGCAAAGGCAUAGCUCAGGAGAUUCGUGGCCAGUUAGCCAAGGAACUGAAGGAGUUCGUGGCAGCCGGCAAUCCAACGCCCCAUCUCACGGCUGUGAUUGUGGGCGAGGAUCCGGCCAGCGAGAAGUACGUGGCUAACAAGAUGCUUGCCUGCCGCGAGGUGGGAAUCUCUAGCGAGACCAAGAGGCUUCCCUCCUCCACUACGCAGGAGGAGCUCCUGGCGCUGAUUGAUCAACUGAACAAGGACAAUCGCGUGAACGGAGUGCUGGUGCAACUGCCGGUGCCGGAGCACAUCAAUGAGCGCACCAUCUGCAACGCUGUUCACGUUGACAAAGACGUGGAUGGCUUCAACGAGCUCAACAUAGGGCGUCUGGCUCUGGACAUGGAGGGAAUCAUCCCAGCCACACCCCUAGGUGUUAAGAGAUUGCUGGAGUACUCUAAUAUCGAGACCUUGGGACGGAAUGCUGUCGUUGUUGGUCGUUCUAAGAACGUCAGCCUGCCGAUGGCCAUUCUCCUCCAUUCGGAUGGGAAAUACGCCACCAAAGCUCUCGAUGCCACAGUGACCAUUUGCCACAGAUACACGCCUCCAAAGGAACUGGCUCGUCACUGUCGCCAGGCGGACAUUGUUGUGGUUGCUGUGGGCAAGCCAGGACUUAUCACCAAGGACAUGAUUAAGCCUGGAGCCUGUGUCAUUGAUGUGGGUAUUAAUCGCAUUAAGGACGAGAAGACUGGAAAGUUCAAGCUGGUUGGUGAUGUGGACUUCGAAGAAGUUCGUCAAGUUGCCGGUCACAUUACUCCAGUUCCUGGCGGUGUUGGUCCCAUGACAGUGGCCAUGCUGAUGCAGAACACCAUUCUGGCGGCGAAGAAGCAGCACUAUCCCAGCCAGUCCUAAUGAAGCUUCCGAAACCUUUGGCGAUCAUCUCCUGGGUUCACGCUUCGCUGGGCGAAACAUAGUAUUUUUUAUUUAAUCCACUAACCUAUAGUAGAGUUUAGAAUUACUGACCAACCGCUAAUAUGACGAUUGUACCACAAACAGAAACUGAUUUCACAAUAUAAACAAUUUUUAUCAUA